AUGGAUGCCACCGACUCCCCUGACCCGUACAGCCGCCCGGCGCGCAGGACGCAGUGGAUCGUGAGCACCCUGGCUUACCAUUACGGACUGGACCGGGGAGUGGAGAACGAAAUCAUCGUCCUGGCCACCGGACUGGAUCAGUAUCUGCAGGAGAUAUUCCACCACCUGGACCAUCGAGGACUCGGCAAAAUCCCAGAGGAGGACUUCAACGUCCUGUGUGAGGUUCUGGGGCUGAGCGAGGACUCGGAAUCGGAAGAGUCCGCCGGAGUGUUGGACAACCUCCCCAGCGCGCUCACCUUCAGGCACUUCCACGCCAAGCUGUGCGGCUACUUCACCACGAAGGCUGGAUGCCAGUACGAGAACGACCGGCUGCUGGUCGGGACCGACAGCGAACACAUAGAAACUCAGAUCCGUCUGCGGAGCCCCCUAAAGCGGCGGGAGACGCUGCUUUCGGUCGGGGCGGCCGGUGGCGGUUGUUCUCCCUCACCCUCCCCGGCGCAGCGGCGCGCUUUCGGCUGCAGGCUCGGCUCCCCGGGCUCCUGCAGCAGGGAGUGCUACGAGGAGAUCGUGGCUCUGGAGGAGGCGGAGGACAGGAUAGGGAAGCUGGAGGAUGAGAAUGCGAGUCUCAGGGAGCUGGUUGAGGACAUGAGAGCCGCGCUGCAGAGCAGCGAUGCUCGUUGUUUGGCUCUGCAGGUCGGCCUCUGGAAAAGCCACUCCAAGCAUAAACCAAGAGAAGGACGCUUCGUUUCCCCGCGGACGCUGGCCCCCCACAACAACGUGUCCAACAGCUCCAACAGCAACCUCAAGAGCCUGCAGAACCUCAUCCACGAGAUAGAGUACCUGCACAGCUCCAGAGAGUGGCAGGUGGAGGAGACGGUGUCGCGCAACCAGAGACUGGAGCAGGAACUGUGGAGCUGUAAGGAGGCCGUCGCUGCGUUGGAAGAUAGCAACAGGCUUCUGAAGACGGAGCAGGCGAGCAUGAGGAGGAAGGUGGAGGAGGCCCGGCAGGCUCUGCUGAGCGGACUGGAGAAGGUGAAGGACCUGGAAGCGAAGGCCAGUCGUGUUCCGGCGCUGCAGAGGCACGUUGUCCAGAUGGAGUCUGAGCUGCUUUACUACAGGUCUGAGAUGUCCAGACUUCAGCCAGCGAGCAGCGCCGGGGCAGAGCAGCGGCCGUACUGCCAGGACCUCCAACAUGACCGCCGUUCACCAACAGGCCGCGCUGUGACCACCCCUGACAAGAUGCCAGUCGAGGAGCAGCUGUUCCGCUCGGUGGAGGGCCAGGCUGCCUCGGAUGAAGAAGAGGACAAACGGGCCGGGGACCAACAGAGGCAGGUGGAGGAGGUGAAGAGGAUCCUAACCAGGCUGUCCUGCUGUGGCGGAAGAUGUGGUGACGAGGCACUGGAGAAGCUGAUGUUUCGUUUUGGAAGCUCGAGGAGCGAAGAAUGUCACAGUGCUGUGGUGGAGCUGCUGGAGAGAGUCACCAGGCUGCAUAAAGAGCUGAAGCUGAAGGAAAGCCGAGCAGAGAUGAACAUGGACCAGAUGAAGGACUCUCUGGUGCAGGAGCUGCAGCAGAGGGUCGAGGACACGGAGCUGCUUACCGUGGAGCUGCAGUCGCUGGAAAGAGAGAAGGUCCGUCUUUCGCUGGUGGAGGAGAAGCUGGUGGACAUCCUGCAGCUUCUGCAGCAGCUCAGAGACUUGGCAAAGCGCACAUCCUGGAGGUGCUCAGCGCUCUUUACCACGAACUGGCUGCGUGCGAGAUCCUUUCAUCUCAUGGACGUCUGCAGGCACCGCAGAGUCAGCAGUCACUCCACAACCUCAUCAUCUCCUGCUGAACAAGACCGCCACCCUCUGGGCCCACCGCCCAAGGAGACCUAA
Molecule: messenger RNA, 1875 nt
Organism: Poecilia reticulata (guppy)
Lineage: Eukaryota; Metazoa; Chordata; Actinopteri; Cyprinodontiformes; Poeciliidae
Gene: efcc1
Product: EF-hand and coiled-coil domain containing 1
Molecular function (GO): calcium ion binding
Source: RefSeq, a predicted model, not a curated record